This is a messenger RNA of Mizuhopecten yessoensis (Yesso scallop), 5868 nucleotides long. RefSeq names its product kinesin-like protein KIF3A. The transcript has 17 exons. NCBI's taxonomy places the organism in Eukaryota, Metazoa, Mollusca, Bivalvia, Pectinida, Pectinidae. The coding region runs from base 81 to 2207 and encodes 708 amino acids. The record is from RefSeq and is a predicted model, not a curated record. Gene Ontology annotation, molecular function: ATP binding; microtubule motor activity; microtubule binding. Gene Ontology annotation, biological process: microtubule-based movement.
AUUUCUCAAAUAUUUUGGAAUGACAGCCGACAAGACAUCGCACAAGAUCAUAGGUAGUGUUUCAUAAAGAAAUCGGCAAAAUGCCUGAGAAGAAAAGUGCUGCAGAGACAAACAAUGUGCAGGUGUGUGUCCGCUGUAGGCCGCUGAAUUCAACAGAAGAAAAGCAAGGAUGUGUAAUGUGUGUCAAGGUUGAUGAGGUGAGGGGAAGUGUGACGGUAAAAAACCCAUCUGCCUCACAAGGAGAGCCCCCAAAGACCUUCACCUUCGACACGGUGUUCGCCCCCAACUGUAAACAAGUGGACGUGUACAACAAGACAGCCAGGCCCAUCGUGGACUGUGUACUGGAGGGCUACAAUGGCACAAUUUUUGCAUACGGACAAACAGGAACUGGGAAAACCUUUACCAUGGAGGGUGUGCGGACUGUACCGGAGCUCCGAGGAAUCAUACCUAAUUCCUUUGCCCACAUAUUUGGUCAUAUAGCCAAAGCAGAAGGUGACACAAGAUUUUUGGUGAGAGUAUCAUACUUGGAAAUCUACAAUGAAGAAGUACGAGAUUUGCUUGGAAAGGACCAGCAUCAAAAACUAGAGGUGAAAGAGAGGCCAGAUGUGGGAGUGUACGUCAAAGAUCUGUCCAACUUCGUGGUAAACAAUGCCGACGACAUGGACAGAAUCAUGACCAUUGGAAACAAAAACAGGGUAGUUGGGGCCACCAACAUGAACCUACACAGUUCCCGGUCGCAUGCCAUCUUCACCGUGACCAUCGAAUGUAGUGAGAAAGGACCGGACGGCAAACAGCAUGUGCGUGCUGGCAAACUUCAUCUUGUGGAUUUGGCUGGAUCAGAGCGACAGGCAAAGACUGGAGCAACAGGACAGAGACUGAAGGAAGCCACUAAGAUCAACUUGUCUCUGUCAACCCUCGGCAACGUCAUCUCAUCCUUGGUGGACGGAAAGAGUACUCACAUUCCAUACAGAAACUCCAAACUCACUCGUCUGUUACAAGAUUCACUGGGCGGCAACUCCAAAACUGCUAUGGUUGCUAAUAUAGGGCCUGCUGAUUACAACUAUGAUGAGUCCAUCAGCACUCUGCGUUACGCGAACCGUGCCAAGAACAUCAAGAACAGUGCUAAGAUCAAUGAGGACCCCAAGGAUGCCCUGCUGAGACAGUUCCAGAAGGAGAUUGAAGAGCUCCGGAAACAGCUGGCCGAGGGUUCGGAUUACGAGGGCAGUGGUAGUGAGGAAGAAUCAACAGAUGAAGAAGGGGAGCCCGGGGAAGGCAGGACAAGAAGGAAGAAGGGGAAGAAAAAGAAAGGUGGUGGAGCAGGAGGUGGUCAAAAGAAAAUUUCCAAGGAAAAGAUGGCCGAAAUCCAGGCGAAGAUUGAGGAAGAUAGGAAGAUGUUGGAGGAGAAGAAGGAUAUGGCAGAGGAGGACAGGAACAAGGUGAAAGAGGACCUUGAAGUGAAGGAAGCCGAACUCAAGAAGUUCCAGGAUGAACAAGACCAGCUGACCCAGAAGUUGGCGGCCAUUGAGAAGAAGAUCAUUGUUGGUGGGGAGAAUCUGCUAGAGAAGGCUGAGGAGCAGGAGAGGAUGUUAGAGGAGAGUGCCAUGGAACUAGAGGAGCGUAAGGUCAAAGAGGAGGAGCUGAGGAGAGCACUGCUGGAGAAGGAGCAAGAAAGACUUGAUAUUGAAGAGAAAUAUUCCUGUUUGCAAGAAGAAAUCACAGGCAAAACCAAGAAGUUGAAGAAAGUUUGGACAAUGCUUAUGCAAGCAAAAUCUGAGAUAGCCGAUUUACAACAGGAGCAUCAACGGGAGAUGGAAGGUUUACUGGAAAAUGUUCGCCAACUCAGCCGAGAACUUAAAUUACAGAUGACGCUGAUUGACACCUUUAUACCUGCCGAGUACCAGGAAAUGAUAGAGGACCAUGUCCACUGGAAUGAUGACAUUGGGGAGUGGCAGCUCAAGUGUGUGGCCUACACAGGGAACAACAUGAGGAAACAGACGCCCCAACCGGACAAGGAGAAGGAUCGGUUCCAGGAGCCAGACCUAUCCAAUGUUUAUCUCGCUUACACUGCUGAGGGGGCAGAGCAAGCCCUACGAUCUAAAUCAUCCAAGAUGUCUCGACCCAAAUCUGAACGACCCAAAACUGGCAAUCGACCCAAGAGCUCAAAGAAGAAGAAGCCGGACCCAAGUAUAGAUUCUGUGUUACAGUGACUAUAUACAGCAGCUGUUGUGCUGUUUAUAAUUAAACUAUUUAUGUUUGUGCAACAUUUCUCGACCCUUCUGAAAUGGGUGGUGAGCUGAACUGUAUUUCUAUCUACUUGGAAAAAAAAUAUGGAUGAUUAGGGUAGAUAUUAUUAUCAUAUCAUCAAAACUAGUGUUGUGAUCUUCUGGAGAUUGUGAUUCUUACAUUUUUCAACAAUUUUCAUUGACAAGUACAGAUGUAUUAGUAAUGCAAAUUGAUUCGUGUAGAAUUAUAGAAUUGGAUGCUGUAGCAAUGAAUUUCAGGUACUGGGUAAUACCUUCUUCUUUUGGAGCCUGUGGUCCAUAUAUCGUAAAUGGAAAAAAAUCUCAUGCCUCAAUGUGUAACGUUUACAAAAAAAUCUAUUACCAGUAUGCAUGAUUCUUUUACAGGAAAAAUAUGUUGUUUCUCUCUAGGCAGGAUAAAAAAGAUCUUAUACUAACUAUGAAAUGAGGGCUCCAGACUUAACUCAUUCACCCCUGAAGACACAUUUGAACUCUUCCAAUUCAAAGGUUGGAAUAGUUCAUUAUGAAAUUUCAGGGGUGAAUGAGUUAAAAUCUUAAAGUUAAAUCUUUUCAGUCCUUUUUGGCUACAUUUCAGCAUUUUUAUUGCGAUAAUGAUUUUUUUCCAGAUAUUUACAUAAAACAUGAUGGCUUUUGAUGUCAAUGUUGUUUCUGAAUGACUUUAAAUCUCAACAUAAAGAAAUUUUGGUUAAUGUGAAAUUUUAUUAUUUAUGACAAAAUUUCCAAUGGCAUUUUUUUAACGUUCCUUAUGAUUUAAAAUAACAAUGGACAUGUACUGAGUACUAUUUCCUUUGUCAAUUUUGAACCUAAUUGUCAAUCAUUUUACUUGUGAUGUAGCAUUAGUGUCAUGAAUUUCUGUACUUUAUAUAUAAUGUCUGAUUUUGUACAAAUAUACAUUAUUAAUGUUAGCAUGUGAGUUGGAAGAGAGAUUUUAUUCAGAUAGGGGUAUUUCCCUGGUUUGUUGGGAGAUGCUAAGAUUUAUGUCAUCUUUGACAAACAAGUGUUUCUGUGAUUGAGCAAAGUCCCACCUAAUUCUGAUGAAUUAUCCGAUCUAUUACCCUCAAGACAAGGUGGGUAUUUGUUGGAGUAAUAUUACACUUGGAUAUUGCAAUAUCCAUUUCCAUAAGUUGAAAUGUGAGGACGGUAGAUCAUUAAAUAACAACCUAAAUGCUGAAAAGGGGUAAACAUUUUGUGUAAAAGUUCUAUGAAUAGUAACAAUUGUUAAUGAAAUGUUAAGACCAUUAGUCAUAUCAAUCAAGAGAAGAGAGAGUAAUGUUUUAAGCUUAACCCUUUCACCACUGUAGACCAUAAUGGACUAGUACUCAUCCAGAUCAAUGUACGGUAGAGUCUACUAAAGUUACCUAGGGGUGAAAGGGUCAAGUACAGCAUCUUUUCUAAUCCUCCAUUUUAUAAAACAUUUCAAACAAAAAAGUUGUUUAAAUAUUGUCCUCAGGUCUAGUAAAGGGGGAUUUCACUGUGUGAAUGAUUGCUUUUUUUGCGUUGAGUAAAAUAGUGCAAAAAUAUCUACACACAAAUACAUGCACAUAUUUAUUUAUAGACUAUGGAAAUAUAGAACAUAUAAUUUUAAGAUCCAUUUCCACACUGCGAUCAGUUGUACGAGUCACAACGCGAACAUUUCAACAUGCGAAGAUUUUCAGUUUCGCAGUAUUUCACAACCAUUGCUGGUUAUAAUACAUGUAUUACAAAAUCCCGUUCGUGAUCAGUUUCCCCCACCAAUUGAGGCGUCUUAACUUUUUAACAGUUAAAAUAUAAGACCUUUACUUAUAUGUACUUAAGUUCUCCAGUGGGAUGAAUUAAAAGUGAAUUAAAAGUGAAAACAAUUUUUUCAAUCAAAUAUCAUUUAAAAUAGAUUCACUUGACAAAAUAUUCUGAAAUCUUGACCAUGGUUGUGUAUGAAUUUGCAUGAGUUUGAAUGUGUGUAAAGGUUGAAUUGACCUCAGUUGUUGAUUAUAUUUAUUGCUAAUUAUUUGUUAUCACUGUGUCCACAUUGUAAAUACUGUGUACCGGGAAAUUUUCGCUGCAGUUAAAUUUUCGCUUUUUUCGCCUGAUGUAAUGAGGAUUAAUUUAUCAUUACAGCCAACAUCAGUAAACAACGUGAUAUGUAUAGUAAUUAAAUGUGAAGGGCAAAAUUAACACUGGGCACACAAUAUGGAUUAUUCUGGCAAAGGGCUAAAGUUUGACUGGGGAAAAAUUCUCCAGUGUACAGUAACUGUAAAGGAUUCAGAGUUAGAGAUAGAACAGAGUAAUACCAGUAACCUCUUGCAGUUCUUUUCCAUGUUUUCAUUGUUUUCCAUUCAUGAUGUGACGUAUUGUAUAUACAGUUUCGCGUGUAUGUGUGAACCAAAAUGUGGAUAAUAUUUAUGCAUCAAGAUUGUUGCCUUUCUGUUCAAAACUUAUCUUGAAUGAAACUUUCAUUAUUUAUUUUCAAGUGUGGAAAUUUGCAAAUAAUUUUCUUUAUUAAUUAUUUUUUCAAAAUUUAUACUUACUACGAAAUGUGUGUCAUCUUUGGAUACCCAGAGAUAAUCUCUUAUGUACUCUUAAUUCACUUCAUGAAUGGAGCAUGUGUCUUCAGGGGUGAAUUGGUAAAAAUGGUCAAACGGUAAACAGCAAGAAGUGACACAUAAUCCAAGCUUAUAAAAAUCAUCAACAUUUUUGUUAGUGAAGAUGCCUUAGUUUCUUUUCAAAACGAUAAAACCAAUGGUAAGAUUAUAUAAUUAUUUUCCCUGGAUAGAACUUUCAAAAAAAAAACCAACACAGAAUUUUUAGGUUGGCACAAAAGCAGAAACAUUAUUUUUGUUUUGUGUAAGCUUGAUGCAGAACCUGUCGACAACAUUUUGAUUUUUCUUGAUUUGUUGUUAGAGUAAAUGUUGAUGUUUUGCAUUAUAUACACAGCUGAAUCUCCUGUUAACAGCAAGUGAUAUAGUUUUCAGUGUAUUUUGAUGGAUGGAAUCAUGUUCGACUUAAGUAAUCCUUUUAAUUCUGAGUUUUAGAAAGUUCUAGCGCCCUCAUUGGUACUUGUACUUGUUGAGUAAUCUCUUAGAUUGCAGCUAUAAAGACCAGUUAAAUAGCAAGAGCUACUCUUGAUUGCAGCUCCAGAAAUGAUAGUCAAUUCUAUAUGAACAUUAGAGUUUUGUCACUUCAGACGAAAAUACUUUGAUUCAGGAAUUGUACCUAUCUUGUAGAUCUAGAAACUUUGUUGUUGAAGACAACUUUGUGUGGAUGAAAUCAAAGGGCGAGAAGAACACGGUUCAAACAUGAACACAUUUUUCUUGCAUUUUAUUUGCAUCAAUACGAAAAACUCAUGCUUGUCAUGAAAGGUUUUAUGCAGUCAUAAAUCGGUACCCCUGCCAAUUGGUUCUUUCAAAAAGAAAACAUCAGCAUAUUUUACGGACAUCUUCUUUAGGUGAGAUUUACAGUAACACGAAAAUUCAUCUGGUUUGUACUCGCAUGUAAAAUGUGUGUGGAAAACUUUAAGGUUAAAAGGCAGAAAAAAGGAUUUGCUUCUAUAGUUUACACAAUUCUGUAGUUCUUUCUGCUCAAACUGUUGUCUAGAGUAUCAAGAAAAUAAAUAUUAGAUGUAAAAUAGGCA